Emys orbicularis (European pond turtle) is the source of this 980-nucleotide messenger RNA. It is a transcript of the gene HDIP1, whose product is annotated as chromosome 14 C16orf87 homolog. Lineage: Eukaryota; Metazoa; Chordata; Testudines; Emydidae. The record is from RefSeq and is a predicted model, not a curated record. The coding region runs from base 72 to 536 and encodes 154 amino acids. The transcript has 4 exons.
CGCCGCGCCGGCCAGCCCCGCGUUCCAUCGGGGGCGGGGCGGCCGCUCUCACCCCAGCAGCAGCAAGGAGCAUGUCCUCGAGUAGGGCCAAGAAAGUGAAGAUGGCCACCAAGUCCUGCCCGGAGUGCGACCAGCAGGUUCCUGUUGCAUGCAAAUCGUGCCCUUGUGGCUACAUAUUUAUUAGUCGAAAGCUCUUGCAUGCCAAACGUGCUGAGAAAUCACCACCCACUGCAGAAAACAAGAGUGAGGCCAAAAGGAGACGAACAGAGAGAGUUAAGCGAGAGAAGAUAAAUUCUGCAGUAAAUAAAGACUUAGAAAACAGAAAAAGGUCCAGAUCUAACAGCCAUUCAGAUCAUAGCAGACGGGGACGAGGAAGACCUAAGAGUGCCUCAGCCAAAAAGCAUGAGGAAGAAAGAGAGAAACAAGAAAAAGAAGUUGACAUGUAUGCUAACCUUUCAGAUGAAAAGGCUUUCGUGUUUUCAGUGGCCUUGGCGGAAAUAAACAGAAAAAUUAUCAAUCAAAGACUUAUUCUCUAACUCAUCAGCACAAUCUGACUUAAUUGUAUGCAGUAUGGCUAGCAUAUUUCCAAGGUGUCAUGGACUCCCGGGAGGCAUUGUCUUCAUCAACCAGGACCAUAGCUUUUCCCUGUUAAAACUGUGCUGCUGUUUUGGAGCUCACAGACUUUUGUGUAUCUACACAUCAGCAAGAAGCAACAUUUUAGUUCUUUAUGCCUUGGAGACUAAUGCUUGAUGAAUGCACAGAGAGAAUGCACCAUUUCCAGAGCACUUCGUUAGAUUUGCUGCCCAGAAAUGCAAUAUUUUAAAUACUUUCUGAAAGAAUGAUUUUCUUUUUUAAACUAAAUAUAUUUCAGAUUUUUCAACUAUAUUACAGUUUACAUAUGUAUAGUUCAUCUUAACCUUUUAAUAAAUUGAUAUUCUGAUAUUUUAUUGAAUUGGAAAUUAAGUACAUUUGUAACAGGA